AGCCAUGUUGCUAAUCUAAGAGUCUAACAGCAAAUCUUACACCAUCGUUUUAUCGGGGUCCGUCACACCGCAGGCGUUUAGGUGUAUUGUACUGUCAUAAAUAACAUCAGGCCUGUAACCUACCGACGGUGGUCAAUUAAAUGAGUUUUACGCUCUCUCUGUAGGCUAUAUUCACUGAUGUGUGAAACAUGGAUAAAACAUAUAAUAUUAUCAGUACGAUAUUUAGCAAUGAAGUGCUGUCUGCUCGUGAUGUCGAUUACAUAUCAACCUUACAAUUGAUACCACUGCUGCAACAUAUUUAGGGACUCUCUGUCAAGGUGUGGACAUGGAGCGAUAAUGCACCUGUUCGUGGCCUCUGCGCAUGCGCACACACGCAAUGUCUCUGGUUAGUGCAGCCUGCCAGCAAGAUCAGCCGAGGACAGCCCCCUCUUCCUUCCCCAACUCCCUCUCUGCAGCUGACCUGACGAGAUCGCAGCGGCAGACAAUUUCCAAAAUGCCAGUGGCAUCGGCAUGCUCAGACUCCGCCAUGCACCAGGGUCUGGACACACUGAGUGACAGCACCAGCUCCACCACGGCCAACGACCUGGACCUCAUCUUCCUCAAGGGGAUCAUGGAGAGCCCCGUGGCCCAUGAGCACUUUGAGGAGCCCAAGCUGGAGGCGGUGCGGGACAACAACAUGGAGCUGGUGCAGGACAUCCUGAAGGACCUCAGCCCGCUGGCCGACAGCAGCACGGCGGCCGACGAGCUGGCGCGCAUCCUCCAGGAGCCCCACUUCCAGUCUCUGCUGGAGACGCACGACUCGGUGGCGUCCAAGACCUUCGAGACUCCGCCCCCCAGCCCGUGUGCCUUCAUGGACGCGGCGUUCAACAACCAGCCCGUCCCCCCCGACGCCGUCCGCAUGGUGGGCAUACGCAAGGUGGCCGGGGAGCACCUGGGCGUGACGUUCCGCGUGGAGAACGGCGAGCUGGUGAUCGCCCGGAUCCUCCACGGCGGGAUGAUCGACCAGCAGGGCCUGCUGCACGUGGGCGACAUCAUCAAGGAGGUGAACGCCAAGGAGGUGGGCGACGACCCGCGGGUGCUGCAGGAGAUGCUGAAGGACGCCAGCGGCAGCGUGGUGCUGAAGAUCCUGCCCAGCUACCAGGAGCCACACACGCCGCGGCAGGCCUUUGUGAAGUGCCACUUUGACUACGACCCCUCCCACGACAACCUGAUCCCCUGCAAGGAGGCGGGGCUUAGCUUCGCCCGGGCAGACAUCCUGCAGAUCUUCAACCAGGAAGACCUCAACUGGUGGCAGGCCUGCCACCUGGGGGGUGGCAGCGCGGGCCUCAUCCCCAGCCAGCUGCUGGAGGAGAAGCGGAAAGCCUUCGUGAAGAAGGACAUGGAGCUGGUCACCGCAGGUCCCCUGUGUGCCGGAAUGGGCGGCAAGAAGAAAAAGAAGAUGAUGUACUUGACGACCAAAAAUGCAGAAUUUGACCGCCAUGAGUUGAGGAUCUACGAAGAAGUGGCCAAAGUCCCGCCCUUCAAGAGGAAGACGCUGGUUCUGAUUGGUGCGCAGGGUGUGGGACGUCGCAGUCUGAAGAACAAGUUGUUGGUGUGGGACCCCCAGCGCUACGCCACGACCACCCCCUUCACCUCCAGGAAACCCAAGGUGGACGAGAAGGACGGACAGAUGUACUCCUUCAUGUCUCGCACCGAGAUGGACUGCGACAUCAAGGGCGGGCGUUUCCUGGAGCACGGCGAGUACGACGGCAACGUCUACGGCACCAAGAUCAACUCCAUCCACGAGGUGGUCGACACUGGGAAGAUCUGCAUCCUGGACGUCAACCCCCAGGCCCUGAAGACCCUGAGGACGGCCGAGUUCCUGCCCUACGUGGUCUUCAUCGAGGCCCCCGACUACGAGGUGCUGAAGGCCAUGAACCGGACGGCCAUCGAGUCGGGAGUGGUCACUAAGCAGAUGACGGACUCUGAGCUGAAGAGGACGGUGGACGAGAGUGAACGUAUCCAGCGGGCGUACGGACAUUACUUUGACCUCUGUAUCGUCAACGAUGGCCUGGAGUCCGCCUUCCGUAGCCUGCGGCUAGCGCUGGAGAGGCUGUCCUCCGAGCAGCAGUGGGUGCCAGUGAGCUGGGUCUUCUAGAAGGCUUGACCCCCACCCUGACCCUGCCGCCCCGAAGAGGAGCCGUGACCGACCUUGAAGAGAACCGAGGUCAGAGGUCGAAGGUUAUGGGUUAAAGGAGGAGGUUGUGCUGGUCUUGGGAUACAGUAGAAAAUGGCUGCCCAAAUGGGGAUUUGGAAAGAGCGGAAAAACACAGUGUUGGCUAGCUCUGUCGCACAGAGCGCUUGAAAAGAAGGAAGCAUCACAUUUUAAGUGCGAAAAACCAGCCUUAUGUUGUUUUGUAUCUAGAACUCUUUUGUUGACCAUGACGUUACGUUGGUUUUUGUUCUUGAAUCAUUUUGAAUAAUUACGUUUUUCGUAAGAACAGAACAGGCUCUAUAGUUGGCUCUCCGAUAUUGUGCAAUAGUGUGUGUGGUAUGAGUGCGUGUGUAGAUUGUGGAAGAAACAAACACAAUGUUGGGUUACAAGAUUCACUCGAUUGGCUAGGUGACACAGUGCUUUUCUGAAGAGAAGGAAGUGGAACUUAUUUGGCCUUUUUAAACAUUUUGAACAGAUCUUGUAGUUAACAUUAUAUUGGUAGUUAAGGACACAGCACUGAAAGAAAAGUCAGGGGUCAUAUUUAUAUAAAUUAUGUAUAUUUUACUGUUUGAUCACACGAUUGUAUAUUCAAAAAAAUGCUUUUCCUUCUGGAUGGAGUAAAUUGUGUUAGGAAGAUGAAUAGCAAUAGAUUAUCAGUAACCAAACACAUACAAAUGCAAUACACACCCAGAUAGACACAUACACAAAUAUAUGUGCACUUACAUAAUAUAGCAACCUCACUGAAUUGUGAAAUCACCUUUAUGAAUAUUGUCUUGUCUCAGCUCAUAAUUUAUCAUAAAAAGGUGUAUAUUUUGUUAUAACAUUCAUAAUUUCUGCCCUAUACUGCAUAUUUACUUUUCUGAUUUGUCUGAAUGGGCUGAUUCAUGAACAUUACAGCAAGCACAUCCAGACAAUCCUAGAGCAUUAUAUUUAAAACUCCACAUAUAAUAAAUACUGUUGUAAGCUAUUGUUUGUAUCUCGAUAAUACCAAAAAUAUUUAUUGACUAUAGCAUCAGGAACAAAGUUACCAAACAUAGGCCUACCUACAAUAUUUUAUUCAGACUGAUGGUAAGAGAUGUUUUUCCGAUAGUUUGAACACAGCGAAAGGUCUGAUUAAAACAGAGUUUCAUUUUCAAUAGGGUAGUGGUAGACCACUGCAAUUGUUGCUUGAAAUUUACUUUGGCCUUAACUUAUCUCUGAAGCCAAGGAUACUAUCACACAUCCACCAUUUCACACUCGACAACUAUACUUUUUGGAUUUUAGGUUAUCCUAAAAAAACAAAAAUCCCAAGACAAACCUCUGUGUUCGGAUGUUAAUUUUUUUCUCAAACGUGUAAAUAUUGUAAUGUAAACAAACAACACAGAGAAGAUAUUCGGUGCUCUGAGAGGGUUCUGGUACUGGUGCAGCCGCUCCAUAGCGCUGUACUUUUGAUGUUCAAGAAGUGUAUUAAAAAAAGAAAACCUUUGGAGCACCGCUUUGCCCGCGUCUAUUCCUGUCAGCCACAGCUGCACACUAUGGGAUCAGGGGUCAUGGGGCUCAGGGAGCUGGGAUAGGGGUCAAACUGCCCAGGAAAUAAAUGUCCCACACACACAAGUCUGAGCUAUGUUCAGACAGUGAGUUAUUAAGAAAAAACAAAUAUAUAUAUAUAUAUGGUGGUUUAAUUAUUUGUUAUAAUAUUUGUUACAGGAAUUA
Gadus chalcogrammus (walleye pollock) is the source of this 3886-nucleotide messenger RNA. It is a transcript of the gene mpp2b, whose product is annotated as MAGUK p55 scaffold protein 2b. The record is from RefSeq and is a predicted model, not a curated record. Bases 362 to 2137 code for a protein of 591 amino acids. The transcript is spliced from 13 exons. Gene Ontology annotation, cellular component: plasma membrane; cell-cell junction. Lineage: Eukaryota; Metazoa; Chordata; Actinopteri; Gadiformes; Gadidae. Gene Ontology annotation, molecular function: protein binding.